This is a messenger RNA of Cladocopium goreaui, 849 nucleotides long. Lineage: Eukaryota; Dinophyceae; Suessiales; Symbiodiniaceae. The record is from the annotation of a GenBank genome assembly.
AUGGCCCUCUUAGUCCACCAAUUGGCGGAGCAGGUCCAUGAUCCCACGAAAAAAGGCUUCACCUUGAUCCUUCUUUUGAGCGAUCGGCUCCAAUUGGAUCGGCAGUUGGGUGACACUUUGGAGACCUUCCUCUCCCGCUGCCACGGCAGCUCCCGUCUACGGCGCUGCGAGACACGCACAGGGCAGCUGAUGAAGGUGUUGAGCUCCUUGGGGCAGUUGGUGGAACGCAGUGCCAAAGCCCUGGUGGUCGUGACGACCAAGCAGAAGUUGGAUCGCGUUCUCUCGGAUGGCAAGAACUCCCUGGAUCUGUCGCCCAUUUUCGCCUGUGGCCGCGUGGCCGUGAUCUGCGAAGAGUGUCAUCGGGCGCACUUCGAGGGGGGCAAAACGGCGGAGGCCGUGCGGAUGCUGUUUGGCGGUGGACGCUCGACCCAACCAGAAGAUUUGGUGUACAUCGGCUUCACCGGAACCCCCAGCCCCAGCUGCUUGCGCCUCUUCAGGGCAUCAGUGCAUGGCUACCACCUGGGACAGGCUGAGAAGGAAGGAGUGGUCUUGGACGUCUUGACCAACUACGAAACCUGCCGACUUCAAAGCCUUUCAGAGAAGUGCCGCUACAUCUUGGCGGAUCUACAAAGGCUCCGGGGUCGUGACUGUCCGCUGGAACGGGCGACUUUUGACUACCCCUUCACCCUCUAUGAAACCAUCUUGGCAGACAUGUUUGAUGUUGCAGUGCUGUUGCUUCCAUCAUCUUCCAUCCAUAGCAGGGUGGCACAAAGCUAUGAUGAAGCCUUUGCUACCGAUAUGAAGGCAGUUCUCGGGGGGUGGCAGGCAGGCUUCAAGCCAUUUCUGUAG